AUGGUGUGGGCAGGAACUCCAAUGGAGAGUCUCACAGAGUUGGUUGUUUUUCGUGGAGGGUCUUUGAUAGCACCUCGCUAUGUAGACGAAUUUUUGAAACAUCAUGCGUUGCCUAUCCUCGAUGAAAUCAGCGACAAGCCUAUUAUAAUGCACAAUAAAGAACCCUACUUCAUUUCGUCCAUUGCCAACGUUACUGUUGCUUUGGGAAGAGAAGCAAUUCUUACCUGCUCAACUGCCAGUUUGGAUACAUACAGGGUCGCUUGGAUUAGAGAGGACGAUCAGACUGUUCUAAGCCUUCAUAAAAGAGUCGUCACACAUAAUUCCAGGGUGACCGUCAGCAGCGACGGUGACACGAUUUGGAAACUGCACAUCAAACAGGUCAAAGAGUCGGACCGCGGUUGUUACACUUGCCAGAUCAACACGAGCAGCAUGAUUAAACAGUCUGGCUGUAUAGAUGUACAUGUUCCGCCUGAGAUUCUUGACCGGGGUUCCAGUUCGGAUGUUGCAGUCGACGAGGGCGGAAACGUAACUUUAUAUUGCCAAGCCAAGGGGCACCCGAUGCCAAAAAUCCAAUGGAGGAGAGAAGAUAACAAUUUCAUCCCAAAUACUUCUGAAGAAGUUGUUUUCGGAGACGCUCUCACAUUAACAAACAUUGAAAGAAGCCACGUCGGGGCCUACCUCUGCAUUGCGAGCAACGACGUACCUCCCGCAGUGAGCAAGAGGAUUGCACUUAGCGUUAAUUACCCUCCAGAAGUUAGGGUGUCCCACGAGGUGGUCGGGGCACCGGUUGGUAGCGACAUCAGGAUAUUUUGCUACGUUAAAGGCUACCCGGCUACAGUUAAUUCGUGGGUUUUCAGCAAUCACACGCUGCCCCACAGCGGCCGAGAAAGGGUCGUCAGCGAAGAAACAGGGCCGGAUUCGACAACUUUGAGCUUGACUUUAUUUAACGUGGAGACUGAAGACUUCGGCCCUUAUGCUUGUCAGUCUAACAACUCUUUAGGCCUGGCGCAGGCUUAUUUCAGAUUAUACGAAAUCAAAACGUCCACUACAACAACUACAACUACCACGACUACAGUUAAACCACCUGAGCCAACAACAAUAGAAACGACGCAUUGGCCAGUUUAUACAUCACAUGAUCCACCACAUGAAGACUAUACCAAUGCAGAGAUAGACGACUAUGAAAAUGAGCUUGAAGAAAAAGGAGUUGGAGCCAGGAGUAGUCAUAUUUCUCAAAGUGUUUCCCUCCAGCCAAAAUUAAUAAUUCUCAUUAUUUCCCUACUGGCGUAUUUUUUUAGGUGACAUAAAUAAAACAAAGACAAAAAAAGAAGAAAUAUCCUCUGAUGAAAAGAAAUCAUACUAUUGGAUUAUAAACAUCUUUUUCCUUUCCAUUUUAGCAUAAAAAUAUUACAUUAUUUUUUUAUUUGUUUAAGAUGUAAUUCAGAUAGUUUGUAAAAUAUAUAUGUACAAAUUACCCGAUUACCAAAUUUUAGUAAAUGGUUUAUAUGAUGUACAAAAUCAUUUCUAAUUAGUAUAGAUAUAUUGUAUAUAAUUAUUGCAUUGUUACAAUAAUGAAAUUAUAGCUAUUUAAAUAUGACUAUGUAUCUUAGGCGCUUGUAAUAUCAUUUUUACUUACUUUUCAUGUUAAGUAGAACUGAUUCAUACUUUUCCCAGGGAAAACUAUUUCUAAGAGUUUUUGUUAUUUAUAGUACAAAAUAAUGUUGUUAGAUAACUUAUUAAAAAAACAAUUAGAUUUAUGAAAGAUUAAUGUGCAUGAUCGAUGUGAAUACAAGUAAAUAUCAAACAUAUUUACAUUAUACCUAAAUGUACCUGUUAAUUUAAUAAAUUGUUAUUAAUGUUGAUCAAAUUAGUAAGGUAAAAUUCUGUUUAUAAGAAUUUUCUAUGUUGAGCACCAAUAAAAAAUGUUAUUUCAUCUAA
This is a messenger RNA of Cimex lectularius (bed bug), 1935 nucleotides long. Its product is annotated as lachesin-like. The transcript is spliced from 10 exons. Gene Ontology annotation, cellular component: neuron projection. NCBI's taxonomy places the organism in Eukaryota, Metazoa, Arthropoda, Insecta, Hemiptera, Cimicidae. The record is from RefSeq and is a predicted model, not a curated record. Bases 1 to 1299 code for a protein of 432 amino acids.